CCCGUUGGCUGGGGGCCGGCCCUCAGCCCUGGAAGCCCCUUUUCCCCGAAGGCCCGGGAACCCAGGGGCCGACAUGGGUCUUCCCCUCGCCGUCAGCUGAGCCGGGACACUGGCUGCCUGCUCGGAGACCAUGGAGAGGGGCGGCCGCCCGCAGAACGCUUCGCCGGUGAGGGCAACCCCGGCCCGGCCGUACCCUUCCAGGUCAUCGUCGGACGGGUCAUCUUCUGCCAGGUCGGCGUCCGUGACGUCCUCCCCAACGAGAGUGCACCUCGUUAGAGCAACACCAGUGGGGGCUGCACCUGUCCGGGCGUCUCCUGCCAGUUCAGCGCCAGCCACCAGGGAGGGCCCAGGUACCAGUGGGCCCAAGUUCUCCUGGCAGGAGGGCCAGAAGCGGCUGCCGCUCAUCGGGUGCAUCCUCCUCCUCAUCGCCCUCGUGGUCUCGCUCAUCGUUCUCUUCCACUUCUGGCGGGGCCACACGGGGAUCAAGUACAAGGAGCCGGUGGAGAGCUGCCCCAGCCACACCGUUCGCUGUGAUGGGGUGGUGGACUGCAAGCUGCAGAGUGACGAGCUGGGCUGUGUGAGGUUUGACUGGGACUCAUCUUUGCUGAAAGUCUACUCUGGCCCCUCCCACCAGUGGCUGCCCGUCUGCAGCCACAGCUGGAACGACUCCUUCUCCGAAAAGACCUGUCGGCAGCUGGGUUUCAAGAGUGCUUACCGGACCACCGAGGUGGCCCUCAGGGACGUUACCAGCAGCUUCUCUGUUUCUGAAUACAACUCCACCAUCCAGGAAAGCCUGCACCGGUCCGAAUGCCCUUCCCAGCAGUACGUCUCUCUCCAGUGUUCCCACUGUGGACUGCGAGCCAUGACCGGGCGGAUCGUGGGAGGGGCGCUGGCCCCCGAGAGCAAGUGGCCUUGGCAAGUCAGUCUGCACUACGGCACCACGCACAUUUGUGGGGGCACGCUCAUCGACGCCCAGUGGGUGCUCACCGCGGCCCACUGCUUCUUCGUAACCCGGGAGAAGAUCCUGGAGGGCUGGAAGGUGUACGCAGGCACUAACAACCUGCACCAGCUGCCCGAGGCGGCCUCCAUCUCCCAGAUCAUCAUCAACGGCAACUACACCGACGAGCAGGACGACUACGACAUCGCCCUCAUGCGGCUCUCCAAGCCCUUGACCCUGUCGGCUCACGUCCACCCUGCCUGCCUCCCCAUGCACGGACAGACCUUCAGCCUCAAUGAGACCUGCUGGAUCACAGGCUUUGGCAAGACCAAGGAGACAGACGAGAAGACAUCCCCGUUCCUCCGGGAGGUGCAGGUCAACCUCAUCGACUUCAGGAAGUGCAAUGACUACCUGGUCUACGACAGCUACCUCACCCCAAGGAUGAUGUGCGCUGGGGACCUGCGUGGGGGCAGAGACUCCUGCCAGGGAGACAGCGGGGGGCCUCUUGUCUGCCAGCAAAACAACCGCUGGUACCUGGCAGGUGUCACCAGUUGGGGCACAGGCUGUGGCCAGAGAAACAAGCCCGGUGUGUACACCAAAGUGACAGAAGUCCUCUCCUGGAUUUACAGCAAGAUGGAGAGUGAGACGCGCUUCCGGAAAUCCUAACCAGUGUCCUGCCCGCCACCCCCCUACUCACAGCACUGGCUGCUGGGAAGACUCCGGCCCAAGGGCCCUGGCCAUUUGCAACGUCUUCUGGACACCUGUGUUACUCCCCCCUCCACCAUGUGCUGCUGUGUGUGAGUGUGAGCAAGUCUGAGUGCGAGUGUGUGCACAUGUGUGUGUUGCUGCUCUUCCAAGUUCUACAGGAACCGGGAGAGCUGUUGCUCCCCCCAGAAUCCCAGGCAUUUUCUGCAGAUGAGGGUCUGGGUACCAUGAUGUUCCCACAGAAGUGUCCACAGACAAACAGAGGAGAGUCCAGAGAAGGGCCGGAAGGUGACAUCGGCAGUUCCUGCUCCUCUGACCCUGACUAAGGGGCCAGCCCAGAGUGGGCAUCACCCCUGCAGCGCUGGUGACACUGUUGCUGUCCCAGAACAGAUGAGGGGCUUUGUUGGAGCGCUGGCUUCAUGGUGCCUGGACUGUGCUUAGCAGGAGGCCCUCAGUGUUGUGAGCACAGCGCCCCCGCCCAGCCGUGGUCCAGAGCCAGGCAGCGCUGUGGCCCACCACGCUGUCAACCGUGAACAGGGUCCAUGGUACCUGUUUGGUCACAAACUGCUGGCACAGGGUUUAUUUUAUUUUUAUAUUUAAGAAAUGCAAACAUGUAUUUUUGAAGCGUCUCCAAAAUCAGUCGCCCCAAGAACUCUAUGGGACUCAUACGACUUGUGCCCUUCCGCAGCCCUACAAAAUGUUGCUGGCUUCGAGGAGCGGGCUGAAGGGACUAGAGGAGUCCCCCUGCUGGAGAGCCAAAGUCGGCCUCUGUGAGACACUCGGGGAAGCAAACCCGCGUCUGGGCGGCCGGCAGACCCAGCCCAGGGAGAGCGGCUCUUCUGCAUGCCAGGGCUGCAGGCUGCUCCUGUGCAGGCCCCCAGGAGCCCCGGGAAGUCCAGGUGGACAGCUCCCUCGUGCCCGGGGCCAUCCUGGGACAUGGGGGUCUCUCUCAGCUUUCUCCGUCUUACGCUUUCUUAGCUAUUCCAGAAACAUGGCCCUGCCAUGGCCCCUGCCGUGGAGAGAAAGCUGAGCACUGAGGCUCAGAGUCAGCGCUCCUCCCGCCAGCCAUCAGCGUGGCUGGCCUCCUCGCCAUGGAGGGUGGGCACCUUCCUGGCCUUUUGUCCGGGGGUGCCCAUACCUCCCUAGCCCCACUCUACUCCCUCUCUGUGGGUGUCUAGGCCCAGGCACUGCCUCAGAUGGGGCCAGGGACAUUGACAAUUGUCACCAAGGCCAGGGAGGGGGCAACACUCAUGUCGCGACAGUCCCCCAACAAUGGUCUUCUGCAAUAAAAUUGUGGGACCUGAAGAACCUGUGGUCGGGUGUUUUACUGGUGCCUUUGGUGGGACGUAGAGCUUUCCUGCCACCAGCCCAGGCUCUGAGUUGGGGUGUGUUCUCUGCAUCAUUUGUUCUCCAGCCACAUCAGGGCCCUCUCUAGGCCGGGUACUCGCGCUAGGUUCCGGGGGCACAUAGAGCACAAUGGUGUCCUCAAGGAACUGGCUCAUGACCAAGAGUGAUGGAAGCUGAUUCAGUGUGGAUGCUCUGAGUGGAACCUGGAACAAAGCAGCCACGCCUAGAGAGGCCACGGAAGGCUUCGCAGCGGAGGCGAGGUUUGAAAUGAGACUUAUGUGAGCCUUCGCAAAGCACAGGGCGGGCCUGGCAGGCCGCUCCUUCCUCUCUCCCACCUCUGCCUUUGCUGGCUCAGCAAGAGGCCUGUCUACAAGGAAGCCCCAGUGCUGCACAGCUGUUUCCAAGGGAGUGGGUGGGCGGAGCUGUUGCCCUCUUCUGAAAGAUCUCCCCCUUCUUGCUCUGCACUUGCUGUCCUUGACCCCGGCUGUAUGAUCCACCAGUGAAUGUCCAGCUCUCAGCAGCGCCAGCACUCACACUUACGCCUCCAGCUGCAAGCUUAGAAUUCUCCAGGUCUGGCCUUUGGGCACCUCGGGUUUGUUUUGGCCUCUCACAUCCAUGCCAGAGCAAAUCCUUCCUCCAAUUCUUUCCUCGGCCAGUUGCACAAGAAAGAGUAGGGGAGGUGGCUUCCCAGUUGGGGUAGCACUUACCUGCUGUCAUAGAUCCCACAAUCCCAGUAGCCUAGCCCGCUGUGGGACUAGAGUGCCGGCGUGGGCUGGUUCCUAUGCAGGAGUGAGCACUGAGCAAGCAAGACUGCCAGGCAGCUCUGCCCACGGCAGGAAGCCGGCUGCAUCGGCAGAGGCCGGGCCUGGGGCAGAGCGGCGGGACUUUGGCCACUUCUGUUGCUUUCUCCCUAGAAACCAGACCCUUCCCCUCCUCUCUUGGUCAAUGACUUGAUUGGCAGGAGUGUUUGGGUGGGAGGCAGGGAAAUAAGGUAGAGAAAAAGCAGGCGCUGGAUGGGAAGAAAACAAAACCCAACACAUUCCUUUGGCCCAGAACAUAGAGGCUACAAAAAUCAUGGGGGAGGGCGUGAGGGGGCUCUGCAGAUCAGUCCAAAAUCUGCAGAGCUGUGUGUGUGGAGAGGGGUGUGCAGUGACAUUCUCCUAUGUCCCUGGAUCCCAGCUUUGCCAGCCCUGUGGGCCACU
This is a messenger RNA of Oryctolagus cuniculus (rabbit), 4191 nucleotides long. It is a transcript of the gene TMPRSS13, whose product is annotated as transmembrane serine protease 13. The record is from RefSeq and is a predicted model, not a curated record. Gene Ontology annotation, cellular component: membrane. NCBI's taxonomy places the organism in Eukaryota, Metazoa, Chordata, Mammalia, Lagomorpha, Leporidae. Gene Ontology annotation, molecular function: protein binding; serine-type endopeptidase activity. Gene Ontology annotation, biological process: proteolysis.